Messenger RNA from Penicillium diatomitis, 960 nucleotides. Its product is annotated as mitochondrial 37S ribosomal protein uS9m. The transcript is spliced from 2 exons. Bases 1 to 960 code for a protein of 319 amino acids. Gene Ontology annotation, molecular function: RNA binding; structural constituent of ribosome. Gene Ontology annotation, cellular component: ribosome; mitochondrial small ribosomal subunit. The record is from RefSeq and is a predicted model, not a curated record. Gene Ontology annotation, biological process: translation. Lineage: Eukaryota; Fungi; Ascomycota; Eurotiomycetes; Eurotiales; Aspergillaceae.
AUGGCCCGACCGACGACCAAUGGUCUUGCACAGGCCUUGCAGGCCCUACAGAUUCGAUCAACACUCCCAGCUCGUCCUGUAAUUCGAUCUCUGGCUCAACAAAGGCGGACCUACGCGAUCGAAGUGGAAGCGGCAGCACAGCAAUCAUCAACACCGACCCCGAGCGAACUGCCACCGACCGAGCUGGCCCCAGCAGCGCCCAAAAUCGAGUUUGGAAAUUUCCUCAGUCGCCCGGCGCGAAUUGUUCCUGCAUCACCCUCAUACUUCUCCGGCAGCCCUCGCUUCAUCGACCACGUCUUGGAAUUGGAAAACCUGCAAGCUAAAUAUGCCUCGCUACCAACCGUCGCAGCCAGUGAGGCUCCCCGGAUGGCCUGGUUCAAGCUCGCUCAAUUCCGUGACUACGUUGGCGAGCCCGUCCCCAUGAAGAAGUACAAGAUCUUGGUGAAGAUCUUGCAGCGGUUGAACCGUAUCCAACCAGACAUGGUUCCCGAGGAGGUCAAGACCACGCUCAAGUCGUUCCUGCGUCCCGGAAAUCCCUUCGCGGUCGAACACAUCUCACGAACGGUUGAUGAGAAUGGCCGUGCUCGUGCAAAGGGCAAGCGUAAGGAAUCGACGGCUGUGGUGCAGCUAGUUGAGGGCGAGGGUGAGGUUAUUGUGAAUGGCAAAUCACUCGUCGAGGUUUUCCAGCGAGUACAUGAUCGAGAAAGCGCUCUGUGGGCACUUCGAUGCACUCAACGUCUGGACAAGUACAACGCGUGGGUCACGGUGCGAGGCGGAGGUAUCACCGGCCAAGCCGAGGCGAUCACCUUGGCCAUUGGCCGAGCUUUGAUGAUGCAUGAGCCAGGUUUGAAACCUGUGCUGCGAAAGGCUGGUGUCAUCAGUGUGGAUGCCCGUCGUGUCGAGAGAAAGAAGCCCGGUCAUGUCAAGGCCCGCAAGAUGCCUACCUGGGUCAAGCGUUAA